Molecule: messenger RNA, 2753 nt
Organism: Vespula pensylvanica (western yellowjacket)
Lineage: Eukaryota; Metazoa; Arthropoda; Insecta; Hymenoptera; Vespidae
Product: ATP-binding cassette sub-family G member 1
Exons: 11
Coding region: 420-2339 (639 amino acids)
Cellular component (GO): plasma membrane
Molecular function (GO): ATP binding; ABC-type transporter activity; ATP hydrolysis activity
Source: RefSeq, a predicted model, not a curated record
CUUUACCGUUGAACAGUUCUUUACGAGGUUUCGGCAAUGUCGGACGUAUCGACGUCGAGUUUUGUUAAAGCGUACGUUCAGUAAAGUGACGCUCGCAUGUGUAACUGACGCAUUUGCGUUAUCGGAAGGUGCUCUCUCUUUGACCAAGAUUCGAUAUAGAUGACAUAUUCUUUACUCCUGAUCGGUGCUCUACAUGAAUAUCGCGUGGCAAACGAAAAUGGAAUGGAAGAAUGAAUCGGCGACGAUACGUCAAACUUCUACGUAAUCGUGUGAAUUUUAUCGUCGACAGGAUAUCCGGAAAAAUGAUACAACUGUUCUGAGAUCAAUCUUUGUCUUGAAAGAAGUGGAUUUGCCAAGAGACGAGACGAAAGAAAGAGCAGCGCGAAAAGAAGAAAAUAAUUAAUUAUCGAAAAUUCGCAAUGACGGACUGUGCUUCCACGAAUUGUUCGCCGUCACGAUCUUCCUUGAGUUGCUGUCAAAUUGACAAUACGAGUCGAGACGACGUACAAGACGUCGCGAUUGUUACCGACACUCUUCCUCCUUCGACUUAUAUUCUAAAGGAAAAACAUUCCUUUCCAAGGAGACCAGAAAUCGAUUUGAUCUUCAAGGAAAUACGAUUUCGCGUAAAGCAAUGGAAUCUUCGAAACUUCCGUCUGAAAGACAAAGAGAUUUUACAUGGCGUUAGCGGCGAGUUCAGAGCUGGCGAGUUGGUCGCCAUCAUGGGACCAUCAGGAGCUGGAAAAUCGACUCUAUUAAACGUGCUGGCUGGCUAUACUCUAAAAGGUAUGAGCGGCGAGGUUCUUGUAAAUGGGAAAGUUCGAGUACCGCAUAGCGAAAGAUGGAGAAGAACAUCGUGUUACAUACAACAAGACUCAUUGGUCCGAGGAAGAAUGACUGUUGGUGAAGCAAUGACCAUGGCAGCCCACUUGAAGUUGGGCUAUACUAUCAGUUCGGCUUACAAACACACUCAAGUUUUGAAUCUUUUGGAAAUGCUGGGUUUGAGUUAUUGCUACGACACACUAUGCGGAAGAUUAUCCGGUGGUCAAAAGAAACGGCUUGACGUCGCACUUGAGUUACUCAGCAAUCCAUCAGUAUUAUUUCUUGAUGAACCCACAACUGGUUUAGAUUCAAUGUCCUGUAGUCAAUGCAUAGCUCUGUUGAAAAGACUCGCUAGAAUGGAAAGGCGUACUAUCAUUUGUACGAUACAUCAACCGAGCGCGUUACUUUUCGAAAUGUUUGACUCGCUUUACGCGCUCGCCGAUGGUUGCUGUAUAUACAAGGGUCCGAUUCACGCUUUAUUACCACAUUUUUCAUCGAUUGGGAUCAACUGUCCAGCUUACCACAAUCCUGCGGACUUUCUUAUUGAAGUUGCAAUCGGAGAGUACGGAAUAUCAGUUGAUAAAUUAACUGCAGCUGUUGAAAGUAUAUGGAGCAAGGAAACGCCACUUACACCAAAGCCAAUAAAAGAUUCGAUCGAAGAUGACAUGGUUAAGGAACCAUCACCCCCGGCUGGUUUUCUAACGCAGUGCUAUCUCCUUUACAAAAGACAACUAUUAUGUCUGAAAAGAGAUUACACGCUAUUGAUGGUGCGAUUACUUUGUCAUUUGCUAAUCGGUAUUAUAUUUGGCUACCUCUAUAUGGGAAGUGGUUAUCGUGCUAAUGGUGUCCUUGCUAAUUACGUUUACUUAUACGGUUCGUUACUUUUGAUCGUUUACACUGGCAAAAUGGCGGUGACUCUUGCAUUCCCUUUGGAAAUGAAAAUUCUCACAAGAGAACACUUCAAUAGGUGGUACAAAUUGGCACCUUACUACGUCAGUUUGUUACUCGUUGAAAUACCGUUUCAAGCAGCGUGCGCUGGGACUUAUCUGGCAAUCAGUUAUUGGUUAACGGGACAACCCGUAGAAACUCAUCGUAUUAUUUCUUUUAUGGUAGUUAGCAUAGCUGCAACUUUAACAGCUCAAGCUUGGGGAUUCUUUAUCGGUGCGACUACGCCAGUUAAGAUCGCAGUGUUCCUCGGACCCAUCAUCGCAGUACUCUUCUCGGUAUUUGGAUUUUGCGCGACGUACUUGGACACACCUCGCGGCUUUCGUUGGUUAUUCUACAUAUCCUAUUUUCGCGCUAGUUUCCAUAGUCUUCUUUAUACAGUUUAUGGAUUCGACCGGAUGGAUCUCAAAUGCGAUGAGUUUUAUUGUCAUUACAAGAAACCAACGAAAUUCUUAAAUGAAAUGGACAUCAACGAUACAAACGUGAUAAAUAAUUUGAUAUUGAUCAUUGGUAUAGGAGUACUUAUGCAUUUGCUAACAGCUAGUGCACUUUGGUGUAAACUUAACAGAAGGUAGAAUUUUACGUAUACAAUCGCAUCGCUGAGGAAAGCGAUUCAGUAUUUAUUCAGCGAGUACUAUUCAGUCGGCGAUUCUUCUACUUUGAAGCUUCUUCUGCCUUUAGUUACUUGCUUUAAAUACAUGUAUACUACGUGUAUUCUACAUAGUAUAUACUUGUACUGUGCGUAUAUUGUUUGCGGAUGCAUCUAUGAUGCAAACUGUUCACCAAUAAACACACUAGCUCUUCGUAAGUUAUCACUAAACUCUGAUAUCUGAUGGGUUUUAAAUACGAUAAGUAUAAAUCUUUCAAAAUUUCAUUCGCCAGCAUUCUUACCAUUAGCAAUUAUCUAUUGUUGAAUCUCAAUUUUCGAUGGCAACAUAUUUUAAUAUUAUUUUAUUAUUAUUAUGUUAAUAUAAUGGAAUAUAAUUAUU